Cyprinodon tularosa is the source of this 10360-nucleotide messenger RNA. Its product is annotated as histone-lysine N-methyltransferase 2B-like. Gene Ontology annotation, molecular function: protein binding; DNA binding; histone H3K4 methyltransferase activity. The transcript is spliced from 36 exons. Gene Ontology annotation, cellular component: histone methyltransferase complex; nucleus. The record is from RefSeq and is a predicted model, not a curated record. Gene Ontology annotation, biological process: positive regulation of DNA-templated transcription. Bases 92 to 9130 code for a protein of 3012 amino acids. NCBI's taxonomy places the organism in Eukaryota, Metazoa, Chordata, Actinopteri, Cyprinodontiformes, Cyprinodontidae.
GUUCUCGCGCCUAGAUCAGACCCAUCUUGCCUCGCGCAUCGAUGCAGUGAUCCUCUGCCCCCGCGCCGUCCCCGUUGUUGUAGUAAAUAUAAUGGCGGCCUCGGGAGGCGGAUUAUCAUCUACUUCCACCGUUACCGGGCAUAGUUCUCAGGCACCGCCGGCCCGGGCUCGCUUCCCGGGUCGGCCCUUCUCGGUCCGCAGCAGGCUGCGCUCGGAGAAACGGGUUAGACGCGGAAGACUGAGCUUGGACUACGGAGAGCUGGUCGCAGCCGGGCCGAGGCCCAUCAACAUCGGCCUCGCGUUAAGCGAGGACCCGUCUCUGCUGCGUCUGCUGGGGGUGGCGGAGAAGCACGGUCGCCGGGGAGAUGUUGGUUUCGACUCCAGCAAUAGUGAGGAGGAGGAGGAUUUCACUGGAUUCGGGAGAUCAAGAGUAUGUCCACCCAAACCUAGAACCACUGUCUCCAAGAGACCCGUGAGGCAGACCGAGCCUCCACAAGCUUCAGGCCAGGGGCCAGAAGCAAAGUCUAUCAUAGGAGGAUUUUUUCCCAACACUCAAAAACAAGCUCCGAUUAGGAAAAUUGUACCUAAAGUUCCCAAGGAAGAGCAGGAUGUUGGGAGCACAGAUGAAGACAAAGAACUUCCAAAAGCUGCUGUUAAAGGGCAUGACAAAGGGGCUUCCUCAACCAAAACCACCAAAACUGUUAGUGACACUAAACCUCAUGAAACGGGGUCGAGCGCAUCUUACCAUGCAGAGCAGGCUCAUGGAACAGCCAGGGCAGGAGGUGUGGUGUUGGAUGACUUGAAAACAGCUGAAGGAUCUGAAAAGCUUGAAAGUGGUUUUCAAUUAGGACGCACCCGGCAAUCACCUCGAGGAGGCACCACAUCCUUUAAGUCCUUUAACACACAUCAGCGGUUGAAGAGCAUGGUUAAAGGUUUGGUUGUCUCUCCAGCGCCUGCAAACCAGAGUGGGGAAGAUGUUGGAAUGUCACCCCAAGGUAAAGAGACUGUAGUGAAGACGGUGCACAAAAGGCAUCGAGGCAGAUUUUUGUUCGGGUACAGGCACAAACCAUCAACAAAUGUUUCAGUCAACAAACGGCCGAAAAUCGGUGGGGUUAGCACACGGCAUGUUUAUUAUGGCUAUGUUCCAGAGGUGCUUCCAUCUGCGGAAAAUGCUGAACAGCAGGGUCAGAGUAUUGAGCCAUCAGCGGACGAGACAAAGCCCAGCUCAGAGCAGCCUUCCCAGACCUCCAACAAUACAACCAUAACAAGCGGACGGUCUUCCCGUAUUAUCAAAACCCCAAAGAGAUUCCUAAAUGAGGAAAUUAUUCCUUUUCCAAAGGGUUCUCUGUCAACAUGGCUGAAAACACAGCAGAAGGACGACACAAAACCCGCCCUGUCCUUUAACGAAUCAGGAUACGAUGGAUGCUCGCAGCCAGUCGACAGCUCGUUGCUUGAAUCGAAAAUGUCAUCCAAACACAGUCCAGGUGCGAGCCAUGCUGAGAUCUACAAGAACUUAAAGAAACUAACUUUAAAACUGGCAGAGAAAAAGAAAAGCCAGUCUGGCUUUCAGGAGGACGGCACCGACCAGGACGACGGUUUGACUUUCCACCACAGGAAGAGGCGCAGGUCCAAGAUCAUGAUGGGGGAGAUGGAUUCUCCUGGAGUUGUGAGAAAAGUGUCUGUGGUGGUCAAGUCAGGCAUGGAAAGUCCAGCAGAAGACAGAGGGACUAACGAUAAAGAUGAAACAGCAGUUGUAACAGGGUUCCCUAGUUGUGAGCUUUCGGAAGCGGACGGUCCCAGCCAUCGGAUUGGUCUCAGUGGAGCUAAUAAGAGGAUGCUGCACCUGCUGAAGAAAGCCAAAGUCCAGCUCAUAAAGAUAGAUCAACAGAAGCAGCUAAAAAUGUCACAGUUGAGUUCAAGGGAAUCCCAGGUGCCAGUUUGUGGAAGGCGGAGGAAAAAGAGGAGGAGAGCCGGCCUUUCUCCCAAAGAGUAUGGUCCUCAGGAGCAGCCGCUUGGAGGUCCAAGAAUCAAGCAUGUGUGCCGCGCAGCAGCUGUGGCAUUGGGACAACCUCGUGCUUUGGUGCCUGACGAUAUCCCCAGACUCAGUGCUCUGCCACUUCAUGAGAGGGAGGGCAUCACCUUCUCCCCUGCAGCAGAAGAUGUGGCUGAUGAUGAUGACGAUGAUGAUGAUGACAUCUCUGAUCAGGGCAGGGCUCAGUGGGCUGUCUCUCAGGAAAGUAUCCAACGCAAGGGGCGGAAAAAGGGCCACAAGUUUCAAAGGAGGAGGUUACUGAGUCAGUAUGUCAGUGGAGGAAUCCGUUCGAGACGCUGUGGAAUCUGCAAAGGCUGCUCCGUCGAGGACGAUUGCGGGAAGUGCAUGAACUGCUUGGAUAAGCCCAAGUUUGGAGGGCCCAACACCAAGAAACAGUGCUGCAUAUACAGGAAGUGUGAUCGGAUUGCGAAGGGAAAAAAUGACCGCACCUUUAAACCAUUUAAAAUCCAGUCGCGGCAUCUUUUAGCCUCAGGAUCCAGCAGUGAUUUGACCUGCAGCGUCGGAGAUAUAGGGGAGGAAUCAUCCUUGAUUACGUGUGGAAUCAGGAAGCAGUCACUGCGUAAAACUAAGCCACGCUCAUACAGGAGAUUGCUCAAAUCUGAUUCCGAAGAGGAGGAGGAAGAAACAGAAAAUGAAAAGCCAGGCAAUCCAAACACUGCUGGUGCUUCACGUCAAGGCUUUUCAUCGCAAGAUGGCAUUUUACUGACAGACGACCAGCUCGUUGAUCCAAUGAAGAAUCGCCGGGCUCUAGCCAAAAGUACAGGCAGCAGACUGAGACUGUACAAGGCACAGGAGAAUGCAGAAGAGACGCAGCACAGAGAAACUUACCCAGAAUCGAGAUGGAGGGGGAGCCCAGUGGCAAAGCUGCAGAAGCAGCUGCAGAUACACUUGUACCGCCUGCCUUCGUACAUCCUGAAGACUGGCUCUCAGUCUUUGCCGUGGCAGAUGCCUCAGUUUGUGGAUCAGUCCCUGACUUUAACAAAGCCUCCUGUUUCACAGCCAUCGUGUAACAUCACAAACUCUCCACCAGAAGUGCUGCAACUUGAAAUGCACCAUGCUUCUCGAUUGUCAUCACCUCCCAUUGCAGACUCUCCACUGUUAGGUUUGCCUUUGCCUGAGGUGAAGCCAAUUUCUGAUUUUCUCAGUCCUGCACCACCAUCAACUCCACAUCACCCAACAUCUGCUUCGUGGUCAUCUAUGGCCGAGGUUUUUUCACAGAAGUAUUACCAGGAUUGCAAGUCUUCAGUGAAGCGUCCAGUAUGCUCAGCUAAUGCACAUAAAACUGAGUUAAGGAAGCAACAGAAGCAGAAGGAUACGAACGGGGUGCCGUACGAAGAGGACGAGGCGACGUCUUCUAUAACAGAGACUGGGCUGCAAAGCUGUCCAACAACUGAUCCACAAUAUGUGCUUCAUUCUCAGAAUCCUCCUGAAUGUGGAUCAGUGAACAACCUGACAGGGUUAACUAACGGCUUUCCCCAAAAGGGCCUGUUGCAACACAAGCACAAGAUCCGUGUAGACUUUAAGGAGGACUGUGCUGUCCAUAAUGUGUGGCUAAUGGGCGGCCUAAGCGUUCUCACCUCAGUCCCAACCACACCUCUGCCUGUCUGCUUGCUUUGUGCCAGUAAAGGAAAGCAUGAGAUGAUAUUUUGCCAGAUCUGCUGUGAGCCUUUCCACAAUUUCUGCCUCACACCUGAUGAGCGCCCUAAGGAGGAGUCUAAGGAGAACUGGUGCUGCAGGCGCUGCAAAUUCUGUCACGUGUGCGGCCGUAGAAGCAAGAAGUCAAAGCCUGUCUUGCAGUGCAAGGUAUGUCAGACAUGUUACCAUCCCUCCUGCUUGGGACCAACCUACCCGAAGCCAAUGAACUCCAAAAUGGCCUGGAUGUGUAUGACAUGUAUUCGAUGUAAGAGCUGUGGAGUGACUCCUGGGAAGACCUGGGACAUGGCCUGGAACCACGAACUUGACCUCUGUCCUGAUUGCACCAGCCUCAAUGAGAAAGGGAAUUUUUGCACUGUCUGUCAUAAGUGCUAUGAAGAUGGUAACCAAAGCUCUAAAAUGAUCCGAUGUUCAGAGUGCAGACACUGGAUUCACUAUGAAUGUGAAGGACUCUCAGAUGAGCUUUUUGGGCUUAUGCUAAGUCCGCCAGACAAAGUACACUUCAUGUGCUCAGCCUGCAGACAGAACCCCACUGAACAAGGCAGCUUGAAGGAGGUGCUGCAGAGCAGGCUGCUAUCCGGGCUGGAGGAGGUGCUCGCUGACCUCCUCUCAUCCGGUAGCACUCAGCACCUUCUCCUCUGUAAGGAGUGUCAGGGGUCAAAUGGGACUCCGUCUGUCAGGGCGCAGCAACAAGUCUGUGAUCUGCGAGCUGUGGAGGAGAAGUUUAAACAGGGCAGUUACACAUCAAUAAAAGCCUUUCAUCUGGAUAUUACAUCUGUGAUGAAAAGGUGGAUGACAGAAGAGGAACUCCUUCCUGAGGAUCAGAGGCCAACAAAUCAAUCCAAAGCACGCUACGUUCAAGUUAUGAAACAGGUUUUCAGCAGAUUUUCCGGGAGCCACCUAAAGAAGUGGAGCUCAUGGUCUGAACAGAUGCCAAGUGGCAUGCUCCCUGAGGCUGUCCUUCCUCCUUCGAUGGAGCACAGCUAUGCUCAGUGGAUGGAGAGAGAAUUCCACAGCAGGGGACCAAAGGACCUGAAAACUCAGACCAGCUCCAAGCCAUCUUCUAUACCUGUACUGGAGGCUCGAGCUACAAUCAGUGUCUCAGAUUGUUCGCAAGACACUGCUAAGAUGAAAGACCUAAGGCAGUGUGCUCUGUGUCAGCAAUAUGGAGAUGCUGCUCCUAGUGAUGCAGGGCGGCUGCUGUACUUGGGGCAGAAUGAGUGGGCCCAUAUUAACUGCUGCCUGUGGUCUGCAGAGGUUUAUGAACAGAAUAGCGCUCUUCUACAAGUGCACAGUGCUGUCUCAAGAGGGCGCCACUUGCGCUGUGAUCGAUGUGGUCAGUGUGGAGCCACGGUGGGCUGCUGUCUGGCCACCUGCCUGAGUAAUUACCACUUUAUGUGCGCUCGUGCAGACAAGUGUGUGUUCCAGCAGGACAGGAAGGUCUACUGCCACAAACACAGGGAUCUCAUGAGCUCAAAGAUGGUUUCUGGGAAAGGUUUUGAGGUCCCUCGCCGGGUUUAUGUGGACUUUGACGGGAUCAACCUCAGAAGAAAAUUUCUAACAGGCCUUGAGCCAGAAACCAUAAACAUGACAAUAGGCUCUCUCCAGAUUCAAAAACUGGGUGUGUUGUCUGAGCUGUCUUCAAAUGGGAGGAUGCUUUAUCCUGUUGGUUAUCAAUGCUCUCGGUUGUAUUGGAGUACUGUGGACCCUCGCAGGCACUGUAGGUACACCUGUAAGGUGACAGAAGUGAGCACACCUCUUCCUGGUGAAGAGCAAGAUCUCAGGUCGGACAGAGAGAAGAACCACACCAUAGUCCAUAGUCCCAGUCGCCACAGAGACAUGGAGUCCCCAGACCGCAGCAGCCCCCCUUCCAGCCCAGUAAAGUCCACCACCCCAUCUCCCAACUCGAAGACGCUCAAUACAUCAUGCCCUAAGAGUCCUGGUUACUCACAGACCAGGAAACCAGCAGGAGGAUCAUCACGUCCCCUCCCUUCUCCAGGGUCUGCUCCUCAUAAGUCUCAUCACAUCCUCACUCUGAGGGACCUUGAUGACACCAGGCGGCCUCGCAGGCUCUCAUCAAGAAGCCGCUGCAGCUCCUCGCCAACAGAAACCAACCCAGGUGGAACAAUGAGCCACCGUCCUGGAGGCUGCACUGGACCUAGAGGCACUAGGUUUAGCUCCCCUCCAAGAUCCACCACCUUAGGAUCAGCUUCUCCUCCUCUUUCUCAACAAAACCCAACUUCUGCAGCCUGGAACUCCAGUUCGAGAUCCGCUUCCAGCAUUUCUGGGGGUUUAUCGCCUGGAGAAGGUGGAGUCACCAACUCUCCCAGAGGGGCGCAAAACUUUAAAAUCACAACGCCAGUGACUGCAGAGGUCCCACAAGACUUCCUGGCAUCAUCUGAGGCAGAGGAUGCUGCUGUGGCCACAACGAAUGGGAUCUCCCUUGCCCCUGAUAACCUGGAGGAGGAAGUAGCUCGGCUCAUGUCUCAGGAGCUGCCGUAUACCAUGUUUGACGCUGACGCAGAUGUGGUUUCAGUUCUGGGCACAAAGCUGGAGUUUGACGAGGCCCUUCUUGCUGAGAAUGUGGAUCUGGGCAAUAGUCAAACGGAGGGCGGGACACAAGAUGUGGAAAUGCGAGAAGACAAUCAAGAGAAUAGCUCUGAGGAUGAAGACUCAGGCCAUUACUCCAAGAUUUCACGUACAGUCGUGUGUAACACAGGAAGCGGCUCUGACUCCUCAAGUCAGCCUGCAUCAACACAGUCGAUCUCCCAGUUAGACGGUGCAGACAGCGGGUCAGAGGCAGAGGAAAGUGAGGACAAAGUUGAAACUCAUGCCGUUCAGGGAACACCUACAAAACAUCUAACAAUUGCUCUGCGGAGGCUGGAAUCCAUCUUUAAUCUGCCAAAGUCAAACACUGAGAACCAAACAUCCAAACCGGACGAUCUGGAAAGUUCUUCCUCACCUGUUUUCCUGGAGUCCAAUUCAAUGACGGACGACCUGUCCUUGCAGGAAGAGGAGGUCCCAUUGACCUCAGAGACCCCAACAUCUCAGAGAGACUUGAUAUUGGAUCCAUCAUCAGGUCAUUUUGUUUCAGCCAAAGAUGGCAGGACAGUUAACUCAAGCCAGAGUGCAGCUCCCGACAAAGAGGACAGUUCCUCCAAUGACUCCAGUGAUGUGUUUAAAGACGAUUUAAAUGAUCCAGAUUUUUCCCCUGAAUCUGAAUCCAAAAAAUCUCCUACAUUGCAGAAGAAAACCAUCAUUGUAAAGAGGAAACUGUGUGCAACAGGCCCCUCUAUGCCUCUGCUACCUAAACAGUAUCUCCAGCUGAACCCAAACAUCACCCUCAUAGCACCUCAGCUCCGGCAGACUAUCGGUAUCGGCUCGGCCUCUUCUCCUUCUUUCCAUGCAGUUCCACAUUCAGUCUCCUCCCCGAUCAUCAUAAAUGGCUUAAACACGAUACCCAUUCAGCCUGCGCCUAAUCCAGCCAGACCCAUCGUGAUCCGCUUGGACAGCUCGAGAUUGGAGGCUCCCAAGCAGGCUGUGGGGAGUCAGAACCAGUCUGGGACAGUGAACCCACCCGCCCAACAGACCCCUGUCCGCCAUGUCUUGCUUGUCAACCGACAGGGUCAUAUUCUCGUCAAAGACCCCAAGUCCAACACUUUCCAAAACCUUGAUGGAAACUCACCUGCGUAUAAUAAAAUAAACCAAAUCGCUAAAAUCCUCCACAGUAGAACCAGUCCAAACCAGUCUGUUCCACAAGUUGUCUUAAAGCCAACCCCCAGCUCCUCCAAUUCGAAAAACAUCACUCUUCUCCCCAACCACAUAAUGCCAGAGAAAAAAGUCAUUGUCAAAGUGUUGCCAGUGAAACCGGCCGCGGCUCCAGCUCCUUCGAUCCCAGUUGGCAUCCAGACUUUUACACAAGCUAGUUUCACCAAGUUCGAAGACUGCACCACCCAGGCCAUCCUCAAUAGAGUGACAGCCACCGAAAUGGAGACGCAGCGGCAGGCGCCGACUAUUCUCAACAACGUUCUCAGGCAGAAGGCCAGGAAGCAACAACCAGCACCAAUCCCUGACAUGGAGGAUUCAGAUCAGUCGCCGGCGGGGCGUUCAGAGUCCCACAGUAUUUUCCAGAAUCAACUAGCGUCCCAGCAGGUCAGAGUGAAGAGGGCAUCUUCACUUCCAGAAAGACAGUCCAAGAAGAAAUCAAAGAUAGACUUUUUAAAGGAUCCAUCUAGUGAAUCAGAGGACAUUAAGGAAGCAAGGGAUAAAGUGAGUAAUCCUGAGCGAAUAAAGAUCGCCGUUCCGCCACCUCCUACACAUAAUUUUAGGCAUCCUCAGGCUGAGUGUCCGGCUCCAUCACGGAGCAGCGUUCCCUCACAGUGUAAAACUCACAUGUGGAUCAGCUCCCGGCAUGGAGAGCUCUCUGAUUGGGCUCCGUAUGCAGGUUUUAGCUCUGAAGAUGAUGCCCCUGCACUAAAAUACAGGAAGAAGACUUGCAUGAAUCAGCCUCACUUACGCUUUGAAAUCACCAGUGAUGACGGCUUCAGCGUUAAGGCCAACAGCAUAGAAGUGGCGUGGCGUGCUGUGAUUGACAGCGUCCUUGACGCUCGAGCUGAUUUCCACCUGAAGCAGCUUCCUUUGGGUGUGAUGAGUGGCCAGCGGGUCCUCGGAGUUGUCCACGACGCUGUCAUCUUCCUGUUGGAGCAGCUGGAGGGCGCAGCCAGCUGCAAGCGACACCGUUUCCGCUUCCACCGCUGCGAAGACGCUGAGGAGGAGCUGCCUCUCAACCCGAGCGGCUGCGCUCGAGCUGAAGUUUACACAAGGAAAGCAACAUUUGAUAUGUUCAACUUCCUGGCAUCCCAACACAGACCGCUCCCUGAGUUAGUAGGCCCAUUUGAUGAAGAUGAUGAUGAGUUCCCGCUAAAAGCCUCCAGACGAGCCACCAGCAGUGAACUACCCAUGGCAAUGAGGUUCAGGCACUUGGAAAAAAUCUCUAAAGAAGCAGUAGGCGUCUACAGAUCUGCGAUUCAUGGCCGCGGCCUUUUCUGCAAGAGGAACAUCGACGCUGGGGAGAUGGUGAUCGAGUAUGCAGGCACAGUCAUUCGGGCUGUUCUGACGGAUAAACGGGAGAAAUAUUACGACAGUAAGGGCAUUGGCUGCUACAUGUUCCGCAUUGAUGACUUUGAUGUGGUCGAUGCGACGAUGCAAGGCAACGCAGCCCGCUUCAUCAACCACUCCUGCGAGCCGAACUGCUACUCUCGCGUCAUCAACGUGGACGGACGCAAACACAUCGUCAUCUUCGCCCUGAGGAAGAUCUACCGGGGCGAAGAGCUCACCUAUGACUACAAGUUCCCCAUCGAGGAUGACAAAAACAAGCUGCACUGCAACUGCGGCGCCAGGCGGUGCCGCCGCUACCUUAACUAGACAUCCUGGUCACAACCAUCGGCUUUUGAGUACAGAAAAAAGCCAUCUUUUUAUAUGUAUAUAUGGAAAGAGCUUGAUUUAAAAACAAAUCUUCUCAUGACUGUCCUCAAAUCCUUGGUUAGUUUCCUGAGUGCAGACGUGUGUAGCGUUCCUUUGGAUUUAAAGUAGGCUUACCCUUUUCCCGCUGCACUCUCUCAAGGUGUCCUUUGUUUGUGACUUCUGCUGAAUUUGAGUCUAGACAGAUAAUUACCAAAACACCCACGUAUGGAGCUCACCAGCAGACCCCGGUGGCAGUUAUUAGAGUAAAGGAGGCCCGUCGUUAUGCUGCUGGAAGAGCGUGCCUGCAAAUACAGGAUCAAAAAGAGGGGAAUGAGGAGAAUUUAUUCAGCACCUUACUUUGACACAACCUCCUCUGGCAGCGCGGCAGCAGCAGACUGGACACGUUUCCUUUUCCAGACAGAGUAAACAAAUUACACCCAUUGCACCUUGUGUAUAUUGUAGAGCAGCUACAUUUGAACUCAUCUCCGGUCAGCAGGGAAUUCACUGUUUUAGAUCCUGAUGUUAUUUAUCCCCCCAAAAAGUCUGUUUUAAUAGUCCUUUUCCAUCUGCUGUCAGUUCCGUUUUGCCAUUUUUAUUUGUGAUGGAAGAAAAGUUUUUAUCCAGCUGAUAUUCUCUUCUUUAUUUGUUGUUUUUUUGUGUAUUGUGACUAAUGAGGGAUAGUUCUCUUGUUGCAGGAUUUGCUUCUGCCAUGCAGUCGUUUUUCUAAAUCUUUUUGUAUAUUUGAACAAUAAAUGUCUAUUGAAACCAAUCGGAAGCAGCGUGUUUGAGCUUUUAAACAGCUGAAGGUUAAACUGAGACGAAGCUUUCCUGGUUUCUUCGUCCUCACAUCUCUCAGGUUUUCCUCAUCUAAGUUUUCAUUUUUCAUAUAGUAACAUUGUAUUUAAUUAAACACCACUUUGUUGUUAAAUCUUUCUAAUUCUAGAGGAAUGCGUGUGAGUACUAAUAAGCAUAAACUACUGUACUAAACACAAGUCCACGCAUUGGGAAACCACAUGAAGUCACUGGCUGUAUAUUUUUUGUCUUCGUUUGAAAUCCUAAUCGAAUUUCAGUUGCAAAUCCAUAAUACAGAGGGACUGUUAAUGUAAAACUUGUAUAAAGAAUUUCUAAACCUGUUACAUAUUUUUUUACUUUUUUUUUUAUUUAUGUUGAAUAAAAUUUCUCAAAGUUUCA